GUGUUGGAGGGAAAUGUUGUUCCCCCAGCUGUGCACCUCCUUCCACUUGAACCUGGAAUUUUGUUUUCCCCUUUGCUUGCCUUGGAUUCACAGUUUGAACGCGUGUUUCCAGCUUCACAUCCCUCAACCUUCCGCACGGUUAAUCUCGAACUCGUUGUUGAUCCCGCCAUGGCUCACCUUCACAAGCAGACCAAGAUCCCACAGCAGGAGAUCUUGCCGUUGGCCAUGGACAUUGGUGCUCUCGGUAACAGAAUCAACUUCAACACGAGAAGCGAGCACAACAGCAUAAACAGAACCAUCACUCUGAAGUUUGCCAUUGCGAUCAGAGAUGCGCGUAUAUACCGCCAGGGGAUCCAGGCGUUCUACCACGUUUUCAGAACGGUGGAGGAGUUGAUCAACAAGGAGCUGUCCCAGGAGCCGCUCAGCAAGACUGGCGAGAUCUUGAAACAGAUCUGGAGACCCGAGAUAGCGCGUACCGCUGCGCUCGAGCAGGACUUGAUGUUCUUCUACGGCAACGACCGUUCCAAGUUCGAACAUCCUAUCAGACAGGAACAGAUUGAUUUUGUCCAGCACAUCCACGACGCAUACAAGGAGAAGCCACACAUCCUGCUAGCAUACUGCCAUGUGAUGUACCUUGCUCUCUUUGCAGGUGGUAAGAUCAUGCUGUCCUCGUUGACAAGAGCCAGCGGAGUCUUCCCAAGACUGGAUGGCAAGACGACCGAGGAGGUGAGCUCCUUCGGUACCAACUUGUUCAAAUUCCAAGUUGAAGAUGACGAGGUGCUGAGACUGGACUAUAAGAAGGCGUAUGAAUUGGCCACACGUAAUGCAUUGACAGAACAGGAGAAGCUCGACAUCAUUGACGAGUCCAAGGAGAUCUACAAGAGAAACGUCAUGGUGGUGCAAGAGCUGGAACGCCACAACAGGGAGAAGAUCACCUCCAAACUCACGUACAAGGUGUUCAACUACGGCUAUUACGUCGCCGUCGCAUUGCUUCUGCUCAUCACGGCGUGGGCUUUGCGUAGGGUGGUGAACCAUUUGCUCUUCUGAAUGCGGCAUCCUCACACCCUGUGUACAUUAUAUAUAUAUAUCCCGUCUUCUAUAAUAUUGAUCAUGACACUUGUUACGAAUAACUUGCUACACACGAC
Messenger RNA from Williopsis jadinii, 1145 nucleotides. It is a transcript of the gene HMX1, whose product is annotated as Hmx1p. The transcript has a single exon. Gene Ontology annotation, biological process: heme oxidation. The coding region runs from base 169 to 1047 and encodes 292 amino acids. Gene Ontology annotation, molecular function: heme oxygenase (decyclizing) activity. Lineage: Eukaryota; Fungi; Ascomycota; Saccharomycetes; Phaffomycetales; Wickerhamomycetaceae. The record is from RefSeq and is a predicted model, not a curated record.